Molecule: messenger RNA, 502 nt
Organism: Armigeres subalbatus
Lineage: Eukaryota; Metazoa; Arthropoda; Insecta; Diptera; Culicidae
Product: cuticle protein 16.5-like
Exons: 2
Coding region: 114-383 (89 amino acids)
Source: RefSeq, a predicted model, not a curated record
UCAACCGGCAAAAAUAUGAUUUUGUAUAAAUAUGGUCGAUCGUUUUGAAGGAGGCAUCAGUUUCGAUUACUUAUAACUCCUUAUCACUACUGUGUAGUCUAAUCAAUCUCAAAAUGUACAAGAUUAUCUGCCUGUUCACCAUCAUUGCUGUCGCUUCGGUGUCGGCUGAGCCAAAGCCCGGAGUCCUUGCAUACAGUGCUCCUCUGGUGGCUGCGGCUCCAGCAGCCUUCGUUUCGGAAGGGGCUGCCGUGUACGAACGCACCUACCACGGAAACUUUGCUCCAGUGGCGCCGGUGGCCGCUUACGCUGCUGCACCCUAUGUAGCUGCCCCACUGGCGUAUUCUGCUCCCUACGUUGCAGCUGCUCCAGUGCUUCUCAAGUGAAUGGUUCUGGGAUAAACGUUUCGAAACCGAUUGUUCCUGACUACACUAAGCUACACAGGCUGUUAAUUUAAUCAAUUCAAUAUGGAAAUUAUAAGCACAAAUAAUUAAAACCGAUGUGC